AAGCUCCAUUUACUUCCGGGGGAAAGGCCUCAGUGAUGGUUUCGUUGUCAUGUGUGCUAACUGCUAAAACUGAUUUAGUUCUGUCCAGUAGUUAAAGUGUCAAAGGAUUAUAGCUGGUGUAAGCGAAACAGAGUUUUCCCUCAUGUCGGACACGGGCAGCGACAUGGAGUGGGUUGGGACAACCGAGGAAGUUGUUGAAGUACAAGAGUGCCUUUCUAUUAAUGUCCCACCAGCAGUGGUACCAACUGUAGAGCCAUCACAAUCAUCAAUACAACAGUUGCUGAACACCGUGGUACAAGAAGAAACCCCAGAGGCUCAGGAUGGCUUUAGUUGUGAAGAGUGUCUGGCUCUUUUCCAGGACCAGAGUGACCCAGAUUAUAUUAAUGGCCCAUCUUUUAUUCUUGACUAUCCAACAAGCAUGGGUGUCCCGCAGAGGGCCCUCCUCACUUUGCCCUAUGGCCUGAUGAUAGGCAGAUCUAGUAUCCCCGUUGCAGGAGUUGGGGUCAUAAAUCACGGGCCGGUGGUGUCUCCUGGAAUGCAUUUUGGACCGUAUGAAGGGGUGUUGACUACAAAUGAAGAUGCCAUGGCGAGUGACUUUUCCUGGGAGAUUUGCAAAGGAAAAGACCAGUACGAAUACAUAGAUGGCGCCAAAGAUUCAUAUUCAAACUGGAUGAGGUAUGUGAACUUUGCUCGUAACAAAGAAGAGACCAACUUGUUGGCUGUUCAGUACAAAGGUAGCAUCCUUUUUCACUGCUGUCGCACCAUACAUACCGGAGAUGAGCUCAUGGUGUGGCCAAGCAGGAAGCUGCUCACGCAGUCCAGCGAACCAUGGAACCAGAAGUGGUUUUUACAGUUGAAUACAGCAGCAGCAGAGAGCAGCGUGUCUGCAGCAUCUCCACUUUUUGUGUGCUCCCAGUGUCAGCUCUCCUUCACUACAGAGGCCUUCCUCCAGCGACACACAGAAUAUUUCCACACACAGCCUAAAGCCACUGAAGAUGUCGAUAAUGGAGAUCAAGCUUCGGACCUUGAUUCAGGUCCCUCUGCAGCAUCUGUGGCCGUAGUAGUUGUUGAUUCCACCAAGUCCAAAACAUGUGAUGAUUGCGGGAAGGUUUUCAAGCAAAUACCUCACCUCAGGAGGCACAAGCUGUCUGUCCACUCAAACAAACGGCCUUACUGCUGUCCACACUGCCGGCGAAGUUUUACCCAGGCUUCUGGCUUAAUCAGACACCAAUAUGUUCACAGAAAGCAGGCUGUGAUGAAAGCUCCGAAUCAGAACGAAGUCCCUGGUGAAACGGAGAACUCAGCACCAAGGGAAGAAAUUUUAACCACUGAAGAACCAGCCGAAUCUGAGAGAACAGAGGUAAUAAAUGUCACCGACGAUCUUAAAGAGGGUACGGAUGCAACGGACACUGUAACUACUUCUGCUGGUGAGGCAGAAACGCAUGCAUUGAAUUGCUCAGACUGCAGUAAGAGCUUUGAAAAUGAACCCGCUUUCAAAAAGCACAAAGCAUCCGUUCAUGAGAAGUUGCGUCCCUAUGUUUGUGCAGUGUGUCAGAAAUGCUUUGGCCAGUAUCACGACUUGAACCGACAUCUGAAGAACCACAAAAGACAGAAUGAAAGGGGGGAGAGACGAAGUAAGGAUCCUGAGGACCCUUCUGUAAUGCCCUUUAGCUGUGCUCAUUGUUCAGUGACGUUUUCCACAGUGGAUGAUCUGCAGCAGCACAUAAAUGAGCUUCACUCCGAUGACACCCCUGAAGAAAAUCAAGUUGUCAGUGUUGCCAGCACUGAAUCAGUCCAACAUCCCUCUCGCAGGCCUCAGCGCCUCAGAGCAAGGUCUAAAAUUUCUGCUAUAACCAAGCUCAUAGCACCUAAACGUAAGCAAGCCUGUCCUGCUCAGACUGAGAUGAGCUCCACUGAGCCUGAGGCCUCUACUGUCAGGAAUACAAAGCUUAUGAAAUACAAAUGGUUUAGCUGCAAUUGCUGUAAGCAAACGUAUGGAAACCCAGAAGAUCUCAAAGCACACAAGUGCACUGUACAACAGCACAAGUGUGAGCAGUGUGGGAAAGCCUUUAGUAAGCAAACCUCCUUGAAAAGACACGAGCAGAUGGAACAUGCAAAGGCAAAAUCUUACACCUGCGACCUCUGUGGUAAAGACUUCUCUUCGUCCAGCAAGCUCAAACAGCAUCAGAAAAGCAACUCUUGCAUGAAGUAUCACUGCACAUCUGAACUUUUCCCAUGCCCCUUCUGUCAGUUCUCCUUCACUAUGAAAAGCUAUCUCAUUAAACACAUCAAGAGGCACCACCCUGUCGAGUUUCUCUCGUACUCCGAUCAAGACGGCCUUACGGAUCAGCCGGACGGGAAAGAGGGGGAAUACAUAUGUCCACACUGUGGAAUAAACUGUGCAAACGCCAAAGCUUUUAAAUCUCACACUUGCUUCAGGCAGUUGAAGGUUUUGUAUUUGUGCACCGAUUGCGGAAAAGGCUUCACAAACCACUACGGUCUGAAGCAGCACCAGCGCAUUCACACAGGCGAAAAGCCGUACAGCUGCCCCCACUGCAGCAAGAGCUUCUCAUACUGCGGACAGCUCAACGUCCACCUCAGGACUCACACCGGGGAGAAACCCUACCUGUGCACCCACUGCGGGGAGAGCUUUCGACAGUCGGGAGACCUGAAGAGACACGAAAGGAAGCACACCGGCGUGAGGCCGCACAACUGCUCUGAAUGCAACAAAAGCUUCAGCCGCCCGCAGAGUCUCAAAGCUCACCAGAUGCUUCACUUGGGACAGAGGAUGUUCAAAUGCACGCAGUGUGGGAAGAGUUUUUCCAGAAACUAUCAUCUCAGGAGACACCAUCAGAAGAUGCACACAUAGUUCGACCACUUUUUAAGGACUGUAAAAGAGCUUUCAGUUGUUGCAAAUUGCACUGAUUUGGUCAUUUUGAAUGGUUUAUAUGUACAGUUAAACAUACUGUGGUUUUGUCCUAAAAUAUGUAAUCUCAAUACACUAUCCGUGUAAAUGUAAUGCAUUCAGUUGGUAUUUUGCAAUUAACAAAGACGAGAUGUAAGCUCAGUUUUCUUUUCAGUGUUGUGAAAUAAACAAACUGACCAUCA
Melanotaenia boesemani (Boeseman's rainbowfish) is the source of this 3108-nucleotide messenger RNA. RefSeq names its product histone-lysine N-methyltransferase PRDM9-like. Gene Ontology annotation, molecular function: histone methyltransferase activity; protein binding. Bases 143 to 2869 code for a protein of 908 amino acids. NCBI's taxonomy places the organism in Eukaryota, Metazoa, Chordata, Actinopteri, Atheriniformes, Melanotaeniidae. Gene Ontology annotation, cellular component: nucleus. The record is from RefSeq and is a predicted model, not a curated record. The transcript is spliced from 7 exons.